CCAAUGACGACAAUUCCAAGGAUGGCAGUUCCAAGGACAACAAUGAUUCGAAUGACGACAAUUCCAAGGACGGCGAUUCCAAGGAUAACAAUAAUUCAAACGACGACAACAAUUCCAAUGACAACAAUUCCAACGACGGCAAUUCCAAUGACGACAAUUCCGGGGACGGUAACUCCAACGACAACAAUUCCAAUGACGGCAAUUCCAAGAACGGCAAUUCCAAGGACAACAAGUCCGGUGACAACGCGUCUGAGGACCCGCGGCCGCCACCAAAGCCUACUACGAAGCCCUCAGCCAAGGUCAUCGACGUUGUCAGCGUGGAGCCCGAUAAAACAGUCGCCAAGGUUGAAAAGGUCGGUCCUGUUACCAUGGUCUCUGAGAUCCCCGGUGGCGAGACCGUCAUGGUGAUCUCGCAACCGCCCGAGACAAUCGUGACCGAGAUUAGCGCCUAUGCCACAACUAUGGAUAUCACCGUCUGGGGCACCGACGGUCUUCCCACGACGACUCAAGUCGUCUCGAGCUACAGUGGCUGGUUUGCCACAAUUGUCAAAUCAGUUGAACCGACCACGUUUGUCUCCACCAAGUCUGCGGUUCUGACAACUAUCACGUCGACUGGAGACGGGUCAACCACCAUCGCCUCUGUCAAUAAGGGGACGACCAAGAGCUACUCUAAAACUUCGACCAUGAUGGUGACAUAUACUCCCACCGUCACGUCAGCCGAUCCCGAGGAAACAGGGCCGGUCAUCGGAUACAAGACAAAGGUUUACAAAAUCACCGAGGGCGGAUACUUCCUCGGCAAAUUCCUCCCCCCGUUCUUGGCCGUGAUGUUGUCUAUCCCAGCCCGGAUUAUCGACUUCAACGCUCAGCUGUACCAGCCCUUCUACGCCCUGAACCUUCCUAAUGGUGCCCUUGGACCCAACUCCAUGACCCUCCAUUACAGCGGAUGGAUAGGCUUCGUGAAGCCGUUUACAACUCUCGCCCAGGGCCAGCCAGUUACCUUCCUCAGCAUGCUCAUUGUUUGGUGCACCGCCCUGAUGACUCCCCUCGCGACUGAAGCGAUUGGCGUCAAGAUGCAUGGAAAAUGUACAAACUUCAACCCUGUCGGCUGUGCUGCCGCGCUGGGAGUCUCUCCAACCCCCACUCGGGCUCUGAUCGCUCUGAUCGCUUUCACCAUCGUCCUGCUCUGCCUCCUCCUUUUCUUCCUCAGAAACUGGGAGACGGGACUGCACGCGAAUCCCUGGAGCGUGGCCGGUAUUGCUUCGCUUGCGACCAACCGCGAGAUUCGACCGCAGAGGUCGACUGAGAGGAAGAUUGCUAAAGAGAUGGCCGAGAAGCGCUACGGAUUUGGUUAUUUCGAGAACAGCCGUGGGCAGACCGAGUAUGGCCUUGUUCUCUACGACGACGCAGGCGAGACCCUGCAAGGGCAAGACAACAUGGGCACAAUAUCCGAGGUCAGCUCCGUAGACUCUCUCGAUGUCACGAGGAAGAAGCGGAGAGGAAACCCGUUCAUCGCCCUGGGAAUCAUAUGGCGAUUGUGCUUUAUGCUGUUCCUUGCGGGACUGAUGGUACUGACGCUCUACUACGGCAUCACGUUCAAAACGCAAGACAGUUUCCAAGGCUUCAUGACUAGUCAGACCUUCGGCAUCCGGUUUAUGUUUGCUGUCUUGGGUGUCAUCAUCUCGUUCGGCUGGACAGCAUUGUUUAUCAGCGUGGCAAUGAUCGUUCCGUACCAAGUCAUGGCACACAGCCCCCAGAGCGCGUCGAAUUCCAUCCUCCUCACCCGACCGACGAACCCGUUUUCCGGCAUCUGGUCUGCACUCAAGCACGGGCAGCCAUUCCCAGCCGUUGUUGCAUUCAUGACCAUCCUGUCUGAGUUCAUGCCGAUCCUGCUCGCCAACAUCCCCUACACCCUGACGCAAACCGAGAUCACCCACGACAUCUGUCUGCGCAUGUCAGUGGUGAUUUUGGGCCUGAUGGUCUUGACCCUCGGCGGCAGCUUCUUUAUUCGCUACCCGCACAUGCCCGUCGAUCCGCGGUCCAUCGCCGGUGCCAUGUACUACGUUUCCGAGAGCGGCAUGCUGAACCAGUUCAGCGGGAUGGCAAGCUUGAGCAACGAGGAGCGCAAAAAGCGUGUCCAAGAGCUCGGCGGACGGUAUUGGUAUGGUGAUAUAUUGACGAGGGCCGGUGCUACGAGGCCCGCGGUCGAUCGGGAUGAUGGCACACUGACUGACGCUGCGCCGGAGCCGCAGCCGCAGCCGAUGCGUCAAAACAUUGAUACAUCGUACCAUGGAUAUCAGGCCUGAAGGAGUGAGCAAGAAUGACACAUAGAUGCAAUUUCGGUUUAUGGUUUAUACGGCUUUUUAUACCCUGGUUUUGCAUUGUUAGCGGGGAACAUGAUCAUCGGGAUUAGGAUAGAACAUCAUCAAAGUUGGACAAAUAUUAGACAGGAGAGAUCAAUAUUGGACUAAGCCAAUUCCGUCAGAAAUGCACAAU
Ilyonectria robusta is the source of this 2493-nucleotide messenger RNA. RefSeq lists its product as uncharacterized. The record is from RefSeq and is a predicted model, not a curated record. The transcript is spliced from 3 exons. The coding region runs from base 369 to 2303 and encodes 644 amino acids. Lineage: Eukaryota; Fungi; Ascomycota; Sordariomycetes; Hypocreales; Nectriaceae.